Geosmithia morbida is the source of this 1218-nucleotide messenger RNA. Its product is annotated as meiotic recombination protein SPO11. The record is from RefSeq and is a predicted model, not a curated record. Gene Ontology annotation, biological process: reciprocal meiotic recombination; meiotic DNA double-strand break formation; meiotic DNA double-strand break processing. Gene Ontology annotation, cellular component: nuclear chromosome. Gene Ontology annotation, molecular function: DNA binding; DNA topoisomerase type II (double strand cut, ATP-hydrolyzing) activity; ATP binding. The transcript is spliced from 6 exons. The coding region runs from base 1 to 1218 and encodes 405 amino acids. NCBI's taxonomy places the organism in Eukaryota, Fungi, Ascomycota, Sordariomycetes, Hypocreales, Bionectriaceae.
AUGGAUCAACACAACGUCUUGGCGUCGUCACAUGCUAAGAGUAUUGCUAAUGUGCGUCCUGCAGGAUCUCACACUGGAGCCCUCAUUAUCCAGAUCGAGGGUAUCAUCGAGUCCAUACUGGAUGAUGUCACUGCAGAUCGUGAGCUCACAAUUGACUUUAUCUCUAGUCCAAGGAGGUACUCCGAUUCCCUGGGCGGACCGACAAAGAGGCAGUCAAAUUUGGUGAGCGUCAUGCUGCUUCGAGUUUUAAUAAUGAUCAACCACCGGGAGGCUAACAGUUAUCUUUCACAUGCUGUAGCACGGGUGCUUUUCAUAUUGCAAUUAUGCCAUGAUGCUCUUGUGGCCGAUGAGAUACUCACAAAGAGAUACUCGCUCACACACAUUAGGCACAUAUUCUAUCAGAACCAGGCUUUGUUCGGAAAGCAGUCCUGUGUCGAUAUAUUGGUCGAGUGUCUGGCUCUUACUCUCGGAACUUGUCGGGAAGAGCUGAAUAUCGUCGCAUCUUCCAAGGGACUCUUUAGCGGGCCAAUUACCCUCCGACUUCGGGACAGUUCAUUCGUGAAUGGAUCAUGGGCCGAGAGUGGCACCGUAAUCCCCGUAUCGAUGUCCAUAAGAAGCAUCGACACUUCCCAGAUCAAGUGGGUGCUAGUUGUGGAGAAGGAUGCCAAAGGCUACCCGGAUGACUCGACCCGUUCGUUCCUGCAGCUGAUUAACGAGCACGAUGCACUUCUGCCGAUUCUGGUACUCGUGGAUUAUGACCCAGAUGGGCUCAACAUCUUUCAAUGCUACCGAUUCGGGUCGACUCGAUGGAACUCGAACGGUAACGCGGGGGUAAAUUGGCUAGGCAUCAAAACGGAGCAGACGCUUCAUCUCGGCGCUAGGCUUUCUUCUCACAGCUCUGAUCCAGCAUAUAGCAGUGCAGAGUACGAGAACGAGUGUUCUCAGGCUAUCAGCAGCAACUUACCAUACUCCAUGUCAUCCUUGGCCUGCAGAGGCCCAGUUACGCACUUGACUGAACGGGAUCGUCGGCUGGCAUAUAGCAUGUUAAAGAGGUUGUCCAUGUUUCAUGCUCAAGAUACAGAGGCAUUGGAGCUGAGACGCGAGUUGCAGAUAAUACUCUGCCUUGGUGUCAAGGCGGAAAUACAAUGGCUGGAUGAAUCUGGAAGCAUUGCAAAAUGGCUAGAGCACGAGAUAUCUGAUGCAUUGAGUCAAUGGUAG